AUGAUAAAAAAAUUCACAACGAAAAGCCCUUCUACCAGAAGUUUUCAGGUCGCUUGUUCAUCUUCUGGCGCCAAAUUCAAUGGAGUCAUACCCACUGAGACAAUUGAGAAGAGAUAUGUGCUCAGUAGUGGCCCUGGUGGUCAAAAUAUUCAGAAGAACGCCACUAAAGUCGAAAUCCGAUUUAAUCUUAGCAAGGCCAAUUGGUUAUCCGAAGAACUGAAAAGGGGUCUCGCUGAACGACUCGCCAAUCGAAUCAACUCAAAAGGAGAGUUGAUCAUCGAUAGCGAACGAACCCGAGAAAGGCAUCUGAAUUUGGCCGAUUGCUUCGAUAAGUUACGAUCCACUAUUUAUGAUGUCGAAAGGAAAAUGAACUCACGUUUCGAAACCGAAGAGGAUGCAGAAAUCAUUCGAAAGAAGGCUGAUUUGGCAGCUCAGCAUCGGUUAGCAGAAAAACGGCGGACAGCAGAGAAGAAAAGGUUCAGAUCAAUACAAGUUUGA
Haemonchus placei is the source of this 498-nucleotide messenger RNA. The record is from the annotation of a GenBank genome assembly. Lineage: Eukaryota; Metazoa; Nematoda; Chromadorea; Rhabditida; Trichostrongylidae.